GGGGCUGCGGGGCGGGGCGGGGCGGCCGCCAUGGCGGAGCGGCGCAGCGCAGCAGCGGAGGGUCUGAGCCGCCUCUCCGAGUGGGCGGACGCGCACCUCAGCCUCGUGCGGAGUCUCAGUGCCGGCGUGGCGGUGGCCGGGCUGCUGGUGCUGGCCAGGAGCGUGCGGCUGACAACGAAGUUUACGAGUGCUUUGGACGUACCCGCAGGGUUUGUAGAAAAGAAUGUGAAAUUGCGAGGGAAAGUGCGUCGUGUCACUGAGAAGGGUCUGGAAGUUGAACACGUUCCCAUUAGUGUUCCUUUCAUUACCUCAAUACAGAGAAAAUGGCAGUCCGAGGGUCUCUUGUUGGUGAGACUGGCCGGCGUGGAGCUGACCCCCGAGGGCACGGUGUGGCUGCAGAGAGAGCUGAAACCCUCACAGGGCCGAUUUUCCAGCGUGUGCUUAAAUGAAGAGGUCCUGAGAGAAGGGCUUGGAAGAGCAGCAAGGAUAGAAGGACUGCAGCAUGAUUCUCACCUGUUCUGGGAGCUGCACAAAAGACUUCUCCGAGCAGAGCUGAAAGCCUUGAGGAAAAACAAGGGGAUAUGGAAAGAAGAAAGCUUCUCCGAAAGGAUUAGAGAUCGGAUGAGCAACAGUAAAUUCAUGCGGACAUUGAAACGCUUUGUGAGCUGGUUGAGAAGCUAAGCUGAAGGGUGGGAAGGGAGGCUGGACGGGAAGCAGGGCAGUUCUCUGUGCUACAUGCUUCGUGUAAAGUGUAAGUUAAUGCUCACAAGUGCCAGCACUUGGGGUUCCUUGCCUUGAACAGAAAACCCAAGAACUACGGCGUGCUGUCUCAUGUAAUCUGUAUGGGAGUGAAGUGUAGUGAUAUCAGGCAGGACAAGAAUGGAAGUGUGGUUAAACUAAACUGUUCCUCAGCAUCCUAAGUGACGUGUCUGGUUCCCCCUGCUGGGUACCCCGCAGCUGUGAGCAGCAGUGACGUUCUCCUGAUGGUUGUAGAAAUACUUGGAUCAGAUGGACAUCAUCCUUUUGGAGUUGGAGAAAGGGGACCAGAGCACAGCAGGGACUCGCUGUGUUUCUCAGAGCGCUGUGAGGUGUGUGAUUGUGUCUGUAAACAAUCCCAGAAUAAAGACUGAAUUUCUUA
Molecule: messenger RNA, 1138 nt
Organism: Gallus gallus (chicken)
Lineage: Eukaryota; Metazoa; Chordata; Aves; Galliformes; Phasianidae
Gene: MISO1
Product: chromosome 3 open reading frame 33
Exons: 5
Coding region: 31-681 (216 amino acids)
Source: RefSeq, a predicted model, not a curated record